AAAGAAAUCAGUGCUAAACGGGUGUUCAACGAGACGGUUCGCUUCGAUCCUCUCUGAUCCGUUUUACCUGUUCCUACACAUGCAUACCUGAAAAAUGCUACUUCAUUCACAAAUGAACACAGGCGUCUGUAAGUGACGUUAACCCAAUUUCUUCUUUAGGGCUCCGUGAUUAUUCGUCAGUAAGGGCCUUUGCAAGGACCAGAGGAUAUCAUUCCCCACUGCUGCCAUCUGUAGUCGACCGCGGCGGCCGCCCGCCGUUGAGAAGGUGCUGUCCUCUGUGACCGCCCACCGCAGCCAUGACCUCGUUAAAGGUGGCGCUGUAUGUCGGCGUGCUGUCCGCCAUAUACGGCCUGCUGCGUCUCACGGCCCUCACCGGCUGGAUUCAGGAGGUCGCUGUCGUAGUGACGGCGCUCAUACUCACCUCCGUUGCCAUGGAUACCCUGCGGCACUUUAUGCCGCGAGAAGUGAUGUCCGAUCUACAAGGAAAAGCCGUUUUUAUAACAGGCUGUGACACGGGGUUCGGUAACUCGGUGGCCCGCCGGCUGGACGCGCUCGGUCUACGGGUGUUUGCCGGCUGCCUGUUCCCCGAGGGGGAGGGCGCGCGGACGCUGCAGCACGACUGCUCCCGGCAGCUGACUGUGGUGCCCUGUGACGUCACCAGCCAGUCGCAGGUCGACUCGGCAGUGCUGCUCGUCAGAGCGCUGCUCAAAGAGGACAAGCUGCACGCCAUUGUCAACAACGCCGGCGUGUUCACGAUGUCGGAGGUGGAGUGGUGCCCCCUGGAGAUGUACCGGCGACUGUUUGAAGUCAACUGCCUGGGCGCCAUCCGGGUGACCAAGGCGUUCCUGCCGCUGGUGCGAUCCCACGGACAGGGCGGACGGGUGGUCAUAGUCGCCAGUUUGGCAGGUCGCUACACAAUCCCUGGCCUGUCGGCGUACUCGGUCUCCAAGCACGCCACCAUUUCAUUCGCCGACGCACUUCGGCGCGAGAUGGCCAAAUUCGGCGUCACCGUGCACACUGUGGAGCCUGGAACUUAUCGCACGCCGAUUCUCUCUGAGGAGGUGCUCGAGGGCACUGUGAAGAAGGACUGGGAGGCGGCAGGGGAGGAGGUUCGAUCCACCUACGGAGAACGGUACCGGGACGAGUUCAAGGUAAAGUUCCUUUCUGAACUGAAGAACGCCCGACCGGCCAGCAAAAUUUACGAGGUGGUGGACGACAUUUUGGACGCCGUCGUCGGCACAGAGCCGCGGUGUCGCUACGUGCCCAGUGUGGCGGGGACGCUGCGCUCCACCAUCAUGCAGGCCCUGCCGACCACUGUCGUGGACUCGAUGCUGCAGAAGCGGACCUGCCCUCCCACGCCGCCGGCCGCAGUGAUCAAGCAGCGCGAGUGGCGUCUGAAGAACCCCUACACGGACCCGAAGACCAAGCAGAAGCCCUUCCUCAAGCGCUACCUCUCGGUGCCAAUGUUUGAGAAGGCUCCGCUGACGCCUACGGCAGCGCCCGGGAAGCCGUUCUUCGGGGGAGCAGGUGGCGCUAGUGGCGCCGGUAUAGAUGUCGCUGUAGUGCCGAAUGUCUCGUCCACCGCCACACAGUCGCUGAAGGAGGAAGAUGAGGGAACUUCGGCGACUGAUAAGAAAACCGAGUAGGAGAGCGAGAGGAGAUAGCUGAGGGGAAAGAGACUGGAGCGUGCAGGCAGCUGGUGGAGGGUUUAGGUGAGCACUGAGCAGUCAUAAGGAGUGACGGUUGUCAAAUGCGGAUUGAGGGUGUCGCGUUAGGUACGGGAAAUAAUAUCAGGGAAACUGAAGGCGUCGAAAUAAUAUGAAAGUUUUAGUUAAUAGUUAUAUCAUCUACUGAAAAUCGGGUAGGCACAUGACGUUCAAAUGUUAAGCUUUAUGCAAAUCUCGAAGUUAUAAAGUAAGGCAUGCGUAUAAAAGAUUUUCAUGUCCUGAAUUACCUACGAUUCAGCUCGCGAUUACCUAGAACAGCAACAUUUAUUCGGAUCACGUCACAAAGUAUUUCAAGUGUAAAUACAUUGUUAUCGCUGGUGCCAAACUUCCAUGGCUAUAUCAAUAUGAAUUGGACAGUGGCCUUAUAAAGGGGUGCUAAUCGUGUCUAUAUGAAUGUUAUGUAUUUGUAGGUACAAUAUGUAGCUGCCUAUUCAAUUGAUUCUGAGGGCACGUUCUUCAUGUGUAUAUCUAUACACACACACACACACACAAGCAUGUGUUAAUAUGUUAGAUAUGUGUUUUUGUGGAUGCAUUGCUCCUAAGGUCCUGUUGCAGCGAGCGGUACAUCCGUACUUCAGGGGUUUAGAAACGUUAGUGCCUAAUGAAACGUGACAUUUAGUCCAAACGCUGAUAGAUAUAGUUUAUGUAUGCACUAUUGCACUGUCGUGGCUUCCAUUCGGCAGUAGCCCGUCCCCAUUGUUUGUUUGGGCUCGCUGGUGUUUUGUUUGUUUGUGGGCGUAAUUGUUUGUUUGUGAGUGUUAUUGUUUGUUUGUUACGGAGAGCUGACAUCAGUCUCGGGCUCCCGAGGGGGGUCCCGUGGUGUGUGCGUGUGAGCAUUUUGUGUAUUUGUGUGUCUUUGAAAUUUGUGUCUGCAGUUGUGAGUUAAUGUGAGCGUCAUGAAUGCGUUGAUGUUCCGGUUGUAAAAUAAACAGAACAUACCCUUA
Molecule: messenger RNA, 2671 nt
Organism: Amphibalanus amphitrite
Lineage: Eukaryota; Metazoa; Arthropoda; Thecostraca; Balanomorpha; Balanidae
Product: short-chain dehydrogenase/reductase family 9C member 7-like
Exons: 9
Coding region: 297-1646 (449 amino acids)
Molecular function (GO): oxidoreductase activity
Source: RefSeq, a predicted model, not a curated record